Molecule: messenger RNA, 1394 nt
Organism: Poecile atricapillus (Black-capped chickadee)
Lineage: Eukaryota; Metazoa; Chordata; Aves; Passeriformes; Paridae
Gene: CNPY3
Product: canopy FGF signaling regulator 3
Exons: 7
Coding region: 16-1116 (366 amino acids)
Cellular component (GO): endomembrane system
Molecular function (GO): signaling receptor binding
Source: RefSeq, a predicted model, not a curated record
UGCCAUCCAGCCUGGAUGCAAAGGCUGAGCUCUGCCGAGGUGGCGGCCGUGCUGGGUGGGAUGUGUGAGGGAAGCAGUGCCCCUAAGCUGUCUCCCUCAGUUGGCAGGGCAGCUGUGCCACUGCCUACGCUGACACGGCCACUGAGCAUGGUGCUGGCUGGGCAGCGCCGGCAGCUGGUCGUGUGCGUGGUGAGCGACCUGGCCCCCAGCUCUGGCCAUGCUGUCUGGAUCUCCGGUGGGAACGGCAGCAUCCUGCAGUCCUUUGCCUAUGGGGCCUCCCAGGAGGAUGGUGGCACCGUCUGCUCCGUCUCCCUCCUUUCCAGUGACCCCCCGCGCGAGAGGGAACUUGCCUGCCAUGUGGGGGCCAACAGGACCUCUCCAUCCCACAGCUCCAGCCCCAUCCGCAUUACGGGCAACGAGGAGGCAGCAGAGCUGUGUACCACAGCUGUGUGCAAGUAUGUAGCCGUGGAGCUGAAAUCCGCCUUUGAGGAGACUGGCAAGACCAAGGAGGUGAUCGACACCAAGUACGGCUUCCUGGAUGGGAAAGGCUCUGCUGUCAAGUACACACAGUCGGACAUCCGGUUAAUUGAGGUGACAGAGAACAUCUGCAAGAGGCUGUUGGAUUACAACCUGCACAAGGAGAGGAGCGGCAGUAACAGAUUCGCAAAGGGCAUGUCAGAGACGUUCGAGACCCUGCACAAUCUGGUGCACAAGGGUGUCAAGGUGGUGAUGGACAUCCCCUACGAGCUGUGGAACGAGACCUCCGCUGAGGUGGCUGACCUCAAAAAGCAGUGCGAUGUGCUGGUAGAGGAGUAUGAAGAUGUGAUAGAAGAUUGGUACAGGCACCACCAGACAGAGGACCUCUCCCAGUUUCUCUGUGCCAACCACGUGCUAAAAGGAAAGGACACAAGCUGCCUGGCAGAGAAGUGGACUGGCAAGAAGGGUGAUUUGGCAAGCGUGGGGGAGAAGCAGAGCAAAAAAAAGAGCGGGAAGAAGAAGAAAAAGGGCCAGAAGGAUGAGCGCGAGGGAGCUGCCAGCCUUCCGGACACAGGGGAGGCCCUGGAGGGGGUCCAGGAGCAGGCUCCGCUCACCCACAGCCCAGCUGAUGAGCUGUAGGCACGCAGCCCCUGCCCCCGGGGCCGCCCACUCCGGGGCUUCACCCCGCUGUGCCUAUGGGUACCAAAGGAAAAGGGACUUGUGAUUCGGGGGAGACCGGAGCGCCUGGCCCCGCCUUGCCAGCCUGGGUGCCAUCCCGUGUUUAGGUGUCACGGAGCCGCGGACCCAGACCUGCCACAUCCCUGCCGGGGGCUCCAGCUCUGGGAGGCCGCGAGUGCUGCCCCGCCGCCGGCUCCUCGCACGCCGCCGGGACUGUAAAUAAAGACGUUUUCCCCAGA